Podarcis muralis (Common wall lizard) is the source of this 876-nucleotide messenger RNA. The record is from RefSeq and is a predicted model, not a curated record. Lineage: Eukaryota; Metazoa; Chordata; Lepidosauria; Squamata; Lacertidae.
UUUUUUCUGUGUGCAAAAGUUGCUGUGACAUUCAUUACUGUGCCGGCUGGAACACGGCAAAGAUGAAGUGGAAGCAAGUGCUUUUCCGUUCCUGCCUCAUGGCUUUAGUGCUUCUGAUUGGUAUGUAUGAUUUGCAAUAAUAACUACAAGGAAAGGUUGAAUUUCAGCAAGGAAUAAUAGGGCAACAAAUGGCAGUAUUUGUCGGUUUAAUGGGAUGAGAGAGACUGUAGUUUUCCCAUCAAAUCACCAAAUGCUAAAAGAUAUUCAGUUUCUAGCUACUACACCAGCAAUACUGCUUUUAAGCUAUGUCCAGGAUAUAGACUAAACCUUAGUGCAUUUGCUAUCCAAGGCAUGUUAAGAAGAACAAUUAUCUUUCCCAUGUUAUAAUAUAGCAGGUAACAGUUUUAAAAAAUCAUCUGUGAUUUUCUCCAAGAUUCUGUACUUACUCUCACUAAAUCCAAAACUGGGUUUAUACUUCACCUUCUCUAGUUCUUGAAGAAGGUGAUGCCGUGGCUGUGGAAUCCAAGAAAGCAGCAGCUGGAGAACUCAGCAAGGAAAGUGUUAAAAAGAGAGUCUUCAUGAAGGAAUCAGAUGCCUCUAACUUUUUCAAGAAAAGAGGCAAAAGAUCUACCAAGUCCAGAGACGAGCUCAAUGCCGAGACCCGCCAGAUGCUGGCUGCUGACGAACAAAGGAGGGAAUACUAUGAGGAGCAGAGGAACGAGUUUGAGAACUUUGUUGAGGAAGAGCGUGAUGAGCAGGAUGAGAGAAGCCGAGAGCAGAUUGAGCAAUGGCGCCAGUACCAUUAUGACGGUCUCUACCCACCGUACCUAUAUAACCGGCACAUUGUCUAGGGCAGAGAGGAAGAGCGGGGAACAC